GCUGCCCCCAUUGGGUGAACUAGCAAGCGUGAACGAAAUUCGAAAAGUGCGAAGCGAUUUCAAAGCGAUCUUCUCAGUGUACUACGUGCUCUAAACCGAACAAGCGAUUUUACAGUGUUUUCUCGUGAGUGACAUCUUGUGCGAUUUACUAAGUUAACAACACCGUUCUUCGGUUUUAUUGUCACUUAAACUUUACAGAUUUUACGUACUUAUUUCGUGUGUGAACUUAACAUCAGUGAGUGCAAAAAUGGCAAAAGCACCCGCCGUUGGAAUUGAUCUUGGUACCACCUACUCGUGCGUUGGAGUGUGGCAGCAAGGAAAAGUGGAAAUCAUCGCCAAUGACCAAGGAAACCGCACCACUCCCAGCUACGUCGCCUUCUCAGACACCGAGCGACUCAUCGGUGAUGCCGCCAAAAACCAAGUUGCGAUGAACCCCCAGAACACCAUCUUCGACGCCAAACGUCUCAUUGGUCGCCGAUUCGACGAUCCGAAAAUCCAAGCCGAUAUGAAGCACUGGCCCUUCAAAGUUAUCAACGACUGCGGAAAGCCCAAACUCCAGGUCGAAUUCAAAGGUGAGACCAAAACCUUUGCCCCAGAAGAAGUCAGUUCCAUGGUUCUCACCAAGAUGAAGGAAACAGCUGAAGCGUUUUUGGGCACAAAAGUCAAGGAUGCAGUCAUCACAGUUCCAGCUUACUUCAACGACUCACAGCGACAAGCCACCAAGGAUGCCGGUGCCAUUGCUGGUCUCAACGUGUUGCGAAUCAUCAAUGAACCAACUGCUGCCGCUCUCGCCUACGGUCUUGACAAGAAUUUGAAAGGUGAACGCAAUGUAUUAAUCUUCGAUCUGGGUGGUGGCACCUUUGAUGUUUCCAUCCUGACGAUUGAUGAAGGCUCAUUGUUUGAAGUUCGUGCCACAGCUGGAGACACUCACCUGGGAGGCGAAGACUUUGACAACCGUCUGGUGAACCAUCUAGCGGAAGAAUUCAAACGCAAGUACCGCAAGGACCUCCGAGGCAACAACAGAGCCCUGCGAAGACUGCGUACAUCUGCUGAACGAGCUAAGCGAACUCUCUCCUCAAGCACAGAAGCUAGCAUUGAGAUUGACGCCCUCAUGGAUGGCAUCGACUUCUACACCAAAGUGUCCCGCGCCAGGUUCGAAGAACUUUGCUCUGACCUCUUCCGCUCAACCCUCCACCCAGUUGAGAAGGCCCUGGCUGAUGCAAAAAUGGACAAGAGCUCCAUCCAUGACGUCGUCCUAGUGGGAGGCUCCACUCGCAUUCCCAAAAUCCAGUCUCUGCUACAGAACUUCUUCUGUGGAAAAGCGCUCAACUUCUCUAUCAACCCCGAUGAAGCCGUGGCCUACGGAGCAGCAGUUCAAGCAGCCAUUCUCAGUGGUGACACCAGCUCAGCAAUUCAAGAUGUGCUUCUCGUCGAUGUGGCGCCUCUAUCACUUGGAAUCGAAACCGCUGGUGGUGUUAUGACAAAGAUUGUAGAACGUAAUGCUCGCAUUCCCUGCAAACAAUCGCAAACUUUCACCACCUACUCCGACAAUCAACCUGCAGUUACCAUUCAAGUGUAUGAAGGUGAGCGAGCAAUGACAAAAGACAACAACCUCCUCGGUACCUUCGAUCUGACCGGCAUUCCACCAGCUCCAAGAGGCGUGCCCAAGAUUGAUGUUACCUUCGACCUAGAUGCUAAUGGUAUUCUCAACGUCUCAGCCAAAGAAAACAGCACUGGCAAGUCGAAGAACAUUGUCAUCAAGAACGACAAAGGCCGCCUGUCUCGAGAGGAAAUCGACCGAAUGGUGAACGAAGCAGAGAAAUACAAGGAAGAGGAUGAGAAGCAGCGUGCCAAGAUUGCUGCAAGAAACCAGCUGGAAAGCUACGUAUUCAACGUCAAGCAGGCAGUUGACGAAGCUGGAGACAAACUUCCGGAAUCCGACAAACAACUCGUCCAUGAUGAAUGUCAAGCUGCACUAUCCUGGCUGGACAACAACACCCUGGCUGAUGUAGAGGAGUUCAACUACAAAUUACAAGAAGUCCAGAAGAAAUGCUCGCCCAUCAUGAGCAAGAUGCAUGGAGCAGGCCAAGGAGGCAUGCCAGGAGGAAUGGGCGGUAUGCCUGGAGGAAUGGGCGGUAUGCCUGGAGGAAUGGGAGGCAUGCCUGGAUAUGGAGGACAAGGCCCAACCGUCGAAGAAGUGGACUAAAUGCGCUGAAUCAAGCUAUGGUUCUGGAGGGGAAGAAGAUCCCCACCCCCACCGACUACAACACUCCAUCCAUCCCGAGUGACACCAGCGGACGAAGCAAGUUCCUACUAAACUUAAGAAGGUAUUAAAAAAAUACUCUACUUAGUCAAAAUCUAAAGAAAAAAUCUUGAGCUCUAAAUCAAUUUUUGCAUUCCUUGUAAAUAAUGUACAUAAUUCUAUCAAUUCGAUCUUUUUCAUUUAUGUAACUUUGUGAUAUUCAAGCACAUUUUCUUCUGUUUAAAAGUUAUCUGUGCUGUAAAAUUUGUUAAGACUGAUUUUUGUUAAUAAAAGAAGACCUUAAGUGGUCAAAACAAAA
Bemisia tabaci is the source of this 2561-nucleotide messenger RNA. Its product is annotated as heat shock protein 68. The record is from RefSeq and is a predicted model, not a curated record. Gene Ontology annotation, molecular function: ATP binding; ATP-dependent protein folding chaperone. NCBI's taxonomy places the organism in Eukaryota, Metazoa, Arthropoda, Insecta, Hemiptera, Aleyrodidae.